GACUGUCGCCUGUUCUGUCCAACUCUUGACUCUCCAUUCUGAUCGUCUCAUCUCGUCUCUCCUUUUCCUCCGUCCUCCUGAACUCAUCUAUCCUCCUCGAUCCUGGCACGUGGUCCAUGGGGUGUAACGUCAUCUCGUCGACUAACCCUCCGCCAUCCGGAUCGCUCAUAUACUAACCAACUAACUAUACUGGCACACAUUUUGACUGACACUUGAUCUGUCCUGCGUCGUCUCAUCAACUCUCCUUCGACUCGGUUUUCCGCCCAUUCCGACCUCCCAUCUCCACCGCCACGUGCCUGACAGCGGUCCAUGGCAAAGCUGCCCCUGUUCAAAAAUGCCCCGGAACGGCCGCAGGUCGGACGGAGUCGGUCCAAGGUGCUCUGGCACCGCAUCCUCCGGUCCUUCUGCUAUCUGGUGGCCUGGAUCUUCCUCAUUCUGGUGUGCAUUGGCAGUGUCGCCGACAAAGCUGUGAUCCGACAGACGUAUUUCCUGGAAAUCAACCUGGCCAAUAUCAUCCCGCUGUCCACCCCCAAUGCCGACCUGAUCGAUACCAUUGCCCGCACCAUCGGUCUGCACGACUUCUACCAGGUCGGAUUAUGGAACUAUUGCGAAGGCUACUUGGGCCAGGGCAUCACCCAUUGCUCCAAGCCCAAAGUCCUGUAUUGGUUCAAUCCCGUCGAGAUCAUUCUCAGUGAACUGCUCUCCGGCGCAACCAUCGCUCUGCCCGCCAACAUCACCUCCGCGCUGAAGAUUGCCCGCAUCGCGUCGCACUGGAUGUUCGGUCUCUUCAUCACCGCCACCGUCCUGACCUUCAUUCUCAUCUUUCUCUCCCCCCUCGCCGUCUCCUCGCGGCCGCCCCAGACCAUCUCUUCCGACCCGGCCGUCAACCAAGCCCACCCCCAGCACCGCCGCCGCACCUUUGUGCUGCUCCGCUCCUUCCCCUUCCUGAUCCUCACCUUCCUGGCCGCCCUCUUUACCGUCGUCGCCUCCGUCGUCGCCACGGUCAUGUUCAUCAUCUUCCGCAACGUCUUCACCUCCGCCAGCGAAGACCUCAACAUCGAAGCCUGGAUCGGCACGCGCAUGAUGGUCUUCAUGUGGAUCGCCUCCGGCUUCAACCUGGUCGCCUUCAUCCUGCAGCUCGGGUCUUGCUGUGCCUCGUGCUGCGGGGGCCGCAAGGCCCGCAAGCAACUCAAGCGGAACAGUGCCAACGGCACCAGCGUCAGCACCGGCACCAGCAGCUCGGUGUCCCCCGACCUGCGCGAGAAGGAACACCAGCGCACUCCUCCCGCUACGACCGAGUGAGCAGUUAUCCACCACGGGUGCCGGUAAUCCCGUGACUAUCUCCAGACCAUCGCUACCGGCUCGGAUCCCCCCCCUCGCCAUCUCGGCGAGUUAGACCAGGAGGGAUGUCUCCCUGUACGCCCAAGCUACAUAGAAUAUAAACGGGUGAGCAUCGCAGGGGCCCCCCAAUAUAGGCUGAUUUGGAUCUGUAUACUGUACGUUAUUUCUCGUUCGCGACGG
Aspergillus ibericus CBS 121593 is the source of this 1521-nucleotide messenger RNA. Its product is annotated as SUR7/PalI family protein. Gene Ontology annotation, cellular component: cell cortex of cell tip; plasma membrane. Gene Ontology annotation, biological process: fungal-type cell wall organization. The record is from RefSeq and is a predicted model, not a curated record. The transcript has 2 exons. Lineage: Eukaryota; Fungi; Ascomycota; Eurotiomycetes; Eurotiales; Aspergillaceae. Bases 310 to 1302 code for a protein of 330 amino acids.